GGCCAGUUCUGGUUUAAGCAAUCGUAGUUCUUCCCAUCCUGUGAGGUCAUGAUACAGUCGCGGUAGCCUAACCAUCACAAAUGGCAUACAGAGUUACGGACCGUUGUUUAUCGAUUGAUAAGAAGUGACAGCCGAGUGGCAGGGAGUCGAGACUCGGAAAGGUGGCCGACGCCAGUCGUCAGUCGUGACUCGUCAGUCGUCAGUCGUGACCGGGAACAUGGCGGCCGGCGACCCUGAGGGAGGAUCCCGCGUCGAAACCCAAUUCGACAGGCUCAGCAUAGCGUCGGACGACUGCUCAUUCAGGGCCGAGCAAGAGUGCUCAUCGAAAUACGACGAAGACUUCAACAGGAAGUGGGGCUUCAGGCUCAAAGAACUCUACUCCCUCGCUCUCACCUUCUACAAAGAAAAGGAAGGGAAAGCUGUGAGUCUUUGCUACCAGGACAGACUGAAGCUGGUCGCACUUACUAAACAAAUAACAAUUGGGAAAUUCAAUCUAAGCAAUGCGCCACCUCUUGGAGUGUUAGAUGUCAUCGGCCGAGACAGGAGACUGGCCUGGCAAGCCUUGGGUGACAUGAGCGCAGAAGAUGCCAUGAUUGAAUUUGUAGAGCUUAUCGAUAACCGGUGCCCCAUGUUUAGACCGUACGCUCAGGCACAUAAGGCUGACAGAGAGAGUAGACUGUUGUUACAGAAACAAGAAGCUGAGAAGAAGGCAAAGGAAGCAGAAGCAUCAAAGGAAAGCAAUGGGCACCAAGAAGACCCAAAAAAGGAAGAAGAGGCGAAUGGGCAGAGUUUGGAAUUGCAAAAGCAGAACAUCAUGGAAGCCCUUAAUCGUCAGACAUACACGCAAUUUAAAACCUACGUGGAACGGCAUUUCCCAGGAAACAUUGAACGGCAAGAAGUGCUGAUGAAACAACUUCAAGAGCAGCAUUACUAUCAGUACAUGGAACAGCUAAUGUCACGCAUCAAAACUGUUGGAGACCAGACGCAAGAUUUAUCAUCGCCCAACGGCCACGUUAUGAAUGAACAAACCGAAAGUGAUGAAGAAACGAUUCCAACAAUGGCAGUCACUUCCGCUUCUCUUUGGACGAGGACGGAUGUCAAAGAGUUCAAAGAAUCUAUCCGAAAGGAAGGCAGGGAUGCUGUAAUCAAAGUGGGCCAUGGGGAAACAGUCACUGUGAGAGUGCCGACGAAUGAUGAAGGUACGUGUAUAUUUUGGGAGUUCGCCACUGAUUAUUACGACAUAGGGUUUGGAGUAUUUUUCGAAUGGGCGAAAUCACCGACGAACCAGGUGUCUGUACAUAUCUCAGAAAGCGAAGACGACGAUGAUUAUGUCAAUGAUGAAGAAGACGAUGACGAUGAUGAUGAAGAGUUUGAAGGAAUCAGAGUAGGCGAUGUUGAAAGAGGGCUCAGAAAAGUGUCAGGAGUGGACCCGUGCAGGCCACCUACGAGCGAGAUCGUCCCAGUUAGGAGGAGAGACUGCAUGCAGCAAGUCUACGCCGGCUCUCACGUUUAUCCAGGAACAGGUGUCUAUCUCCUAAAGUUCGACAAUACCUACUCAAUCUGGCGGUCAAAAACACUCUACUACAAGGUCUUUUAUGCGAGAUAAACCUUGUAAUUUGUAACCUUGUGUUUGUUUCUGUAACACGACUAACAAAUUCUUUUUUUUUUUUUUUUAAUUGAUUAAAAAUGUAACUUCCUGUUUCUCAAAUGGCUGUCGAUCCUGCUGUUUUUAGAUUAAAUUUAUUUUUACUCUGUGUUUGUCAAAUAAAAAGCUUCCUUCACCAAUGGGAAAAAAUGUUGGAGAUUAUAUUAUGUACAGUGUUUAUAAUGUAAAAAUCUUAUAUAUCUAUUGGAUAUGUUGUUAUUAAAAGCAACUGGUUGUAUGCAAUUA
Messenger RNA from Cimex lectularius (bed bug), 1891 nucleotides. Its product is annotated as Golgi resident protein GCP60. The coding region runs from base 218 to 1606 and encodes 462 amino acids. NCBI's taxonomy places the organism in Eukaryota, Metazoa, Arthropoda, Insecta, Hemiptera, Cimicidae. Gene Ontology annotation, molecular function: fatty-acyl-CoA binding. The transcript is spliced from 8 exons. Gene Ontology annotation, cellular component: Golgi membrane. The record is from RefSeq and is a predicted model, not a curated record.